AUGGUGAUUUCUACUUCCAAAAUUGUGUUAUCACUCUCAAUGUUGAUAACUAUUGUUGUUUCUUUUCAAGUUACAAAUGGUGUGAAGAAUUUAAGGGCUCCAUGGACUCCAAACAGAGUAUACAUUUCCAUUACCAACAACAUAACUAGUCCUCAACUCGGUGUUAAUUGUAAAGAUAAAAACCAUGAAAUCGGUUUUCGAUCAUUGAAAUUUGGAGAAACUUACACAUUUGAUUUUCAGCCUAAGCCUAUUAUUAGAGCAUCUUUAUACUUUUGUCGAUUUACAUGGGGUAAUGAAUUUCAUUACUAUGAUAUUUAUGUUGAAUUUAGGGAUCACGAUGUAUGCAGCAAAUGUAAUUGGAAGAUAAAUAAAUCAGGACCAUGUAGGACAACUGAGGCAUCUGAUACAUGUUAUCCUUGGAAUCCUAAACAAGUUAUAGAAGGGAGAGUUGAAGAGAAUAAUACUACUCUUAAUCUUAAUGUGUAA
This is a messenger RNA of Vicia faba (fava bean), 486 nucleotides long. The record is from the annotation of a GenBank genome assembly. NCBI's taxonomy places the organism in Eukaryota, Viridiplantae, Streptophyta, Magnoliopsida, Fabales, Fabaceae.